Molecule: messenger RNA, 3108 nt
Organism: Mercenaria mercenaria
Lineage: Eukaryota; Metazoa; Mollusca; Bivalvia; Venerida; Veneridae
Product: carbohydrate sulfotransferase 15-like
Exons: 7
Coding region: 299-1477 (392 amino acids)
Biological process (GO): hexose biosynthetic process
Molecular function (GO): N-acetylgalactosamine 4-sulfate 6-O-sulfotransferase activity
Source: RefSeq, a predicted model, not a curated record
GGAUUUAAAGAAGCGGAAACUAUUUCUUGCGCUGGUGGGAGCGUAUGGGGUUAUUCUCAUAUUGCUGCACAAUUUAGUAGAAUUCAGGUCGACACGUGAAGUCAUCGUAUUGGCGGCAAAUUUUCACAAUAGUUCCCUUUCAUUUUUAACAUCAUUAAACUUAAACCUCAGCGUUCUUGCAAAGGAUAAUCAUGAACUCCAACAUGCAAUAACCGAAGACAAAUUUAAAGAUAGUUUAAAUAAAUUGUUGAAAAAUCUGAAUAUAAACGUAACAAACGAGGUUUUACGUUACAAAAAUAUGCAUGAUAAAAGUAACAUACACAAAAAAUACCAACUGACACAGAAAACCUCCAAACCUGAAUCCUCUGAAAAACAAGCUGUUUAUGUUGAUACAGAUUAUGGUAAAGAUUUAGUAAGAGAAGAAGGGUUUACUGUAAAUUCAAGCUGUAUAAGGCGUGUAACUGGAGUGGAAGAUAUUCUGUGCAUGAAUCGACCACAGUUCUUACCGGAUUUCCGGAAUCCUUGCUGGUACCAGCGAGGUUCUUUGAAAUGUCUGCCAUAUUUCCAUAUUAUUGGCGUGUGUAAAACGGGAACCACUGAUUUGUUCGAACGACUUUGUCAUCAUCCUCAGAUACUGGAAAACAAUGGCAUUUUUGGCAAAGAGACCCAGUACUGGACAUGGCGGCGGUACGGCCAUAGACGCUUCUACAUGGAAAUUACUGACCAUAAGACACUUGACAACUUUAUAGACCAAUUUGACGCUAGUGCCAUUGAACGCUACACAAAGAGAAUGCCCAACGGAUCAUUGUACCACCCUGUUGUGACCGGACAUGGUGAUCCAAUGGAUUUCUGGGACCAGUCGUCAUGGAAACAGAUUCCACAGAAUGACCCUACUACUGACACUCCGGAAGUGACCACACCCACUCUUAUCAAGCACGUGAACCCCAACGUAAAACUGAUCUUGAUUUUUAGGGACCCAAUAGAGAGAUUAUUCAGUAGCUAUUUACAUGGAGGUUUUGGCACAACAGCAGCAGAAUUCCAUGAAGAUGUACUGAUGUCACAAUCACUGCUGACGUCAUGCGCGAGAGACCGGAGCAUGAAAGCCUGUCUGUACGAUGAGGGUAUAAUCAGAAAUCUAUGGGUACCAAUAUCCGGUAGUUUCUACUCCGUCCAUUUACAAGAAUGGUUAAAAGUGUUUCCAAGGAAACAGAUAUUUAUUCUCAGGACGGAGGAGUAUUCACAGAAUAUUGCAGAUUCAUUGCUACGAAUUUUCAGAUUUCUGCAUCUAGACCCACUGCCAACUAGAGAUUUAUACCGCAUAGCCAACAUGCCACGUUUCUUCAACACCAAAGCCAAAGAAACUUUCGGCGAGAUUCAAGACGAAACUAAACUUAUUCUACGCUCUCUGUUUGAACCUUACAACAACGAAUUGGCUGCUAUUCUAAAUGAUCAGAAAUAUAAUUUCAAUAACAUCUGAAAAUACCUAAGCGGCAAUGAUGUUAUUUCAGUUACGUUUUAACAGAAAGCUUAUAUCUGUAGCGCAUGAGCGGGAACCGUUCACAUUCUGAAAAUUAAACGUAGGUUCGAAAUAUCUAAGCAUACAAAGUAAUGCCGACGUCUCGCAUAAUGAACAAUUAGCAGUCUUAAGCCUAAGCCAGACAUCAGUUCCUCUGAAACAUUCCCUGAAAGUCCAAAAUAUAAAGGGAUGACAUAAGAUGUGGUUAAGGCAGAGGAGUAAUGAUAGCAAUAUCUAAUGCAUUGUUUAGCCAAAAACAACUAGAUCUCACGACCUCUUGCAGUAUAGAUUGGGCCAAAAUCACCAUCACCGGCCUUAAAGAUAUCUUUGUCGGAGCCUACUAUGAACCUCAAGAACUAGAUGCAGAUCCCAUGUAAAAAUUGAUCCUUUUUUAAAGAAUUUAUGGAAAAUAAAAUCUGAAAAGUAGAUCCCUCGGAAGCACCGAAAACAAGACAAACAGUGAAAAUUGCAGACUCGGUUUGAUUGAGUCUGUUCAUGGGCAGUAAUGGAAAUGCAACACUGCCCACGCCCCCUAGCACCGGCUUAAGCAGUAUUCAAUCUUCAAAUCUAAAUGAGUUGAAAUCAAUGAUCCCGAAGGACCAGAAAAUAUAACAACACUGAGAUGAAGUCGGGGCGACUUCUUACGGCAGCCACACAGCACUUAACACCCGCUGUUGUGAAGUAAAUAAAAUCUGAAAAGUAGAUCCCUCGGAAGCACCGAAAACAAGACAAACAGUGAAAAUUGCAGACUCGGUUUGAUUGAGUCUGUUCAUGGGCAGUAAUGGAAAAUGCAACACUGCCCACGCCCCCUAGCACCGGCUUAAGCAGUAUUCAAUCUUCAAAUCUGAAUGAGUUGAAAUCAAUGAUCCCGAAGGACCAGAAAAUAUAACAACACUGAGAUGAAGUCGGGGCGACUUUUUACGGCAGCCACACAGCACUUAACACCCGCUGUUGUGAAGUAAAUAAAAUCUGAAAAGUAGAUCCCUCGAAAAGCCUUCCCACUACAAUUUUGAGCAAAUAGUUAAGAUCCAACACCCUUGAUCAUUUUUUCACAAACCAUCCAUCCCAUGUUCAUCUGGUUAAAUCCCUACAGAGUCUAACCACCUCAGAUCAUGAUAUAUUCCAUGAACUGAAACUUAAUAGGGGCCGCCCAACCUAGACGCUCAAUUAAGCUCUACAAGAAGGCUAAUUGGAAAGGGCUAAAAUCAGACAUGACGGCCUUUUGUACUAGCUUUCUCGCCGAAACCCAUUCAGACCCCGAGGUAGCGUGAAAUUCAUUCAAGGACUGCCUUAGUGAGUCCAAGUCAAAACACAUCCCAUCCAAAAUAUCAACACCCCGUGCCGACUUGCCAUGGUUAACUACUGAAAUUAUCAGACUCAUACACAUGCGUGAUAAGCUGUACCAGAAACUGCAGAAAUCUCCCAACCAGGCCCAUCAACAGAGAUUCAAAUCCCUUAAGUCUUCUAUCCGGAAGCACAUAGAGCCCAAUACUGGUCAUAUAUGGAAAGUAUCACAUUUGACCAUGAUUCACAACCCGGUAAAAACAAAACGUGUUACAGCUUUAUCAAGCACAACAAAAAAGAAAAUGUCG